ACCUGACAGACCGUACUCAGGGCAAACACGCCCGUAAAGGGACCAGAGAAGCGAACGACACUUCCUGGUUGGAUGGACCAGACCGUUCAGUUGUCUUCCUUCCCACAAGAGCUAUUUUAGGAUUUAGAUAUUAUCAGACUUGACUCACCGAAACAAUAGCCUGUUUCGAGGUUGUCUCUUCAAACGAAUUAACAAAUUAACACCUCGUCGAAACCGAGGCAGCGGUAAGAGCGUGAACAGCUCCCCGGGUAUCAGCGAGGUUAGCCGGGUCGAGCUAACACGAACACCGUGGCGGCACGGACCGGUGGACCUCAGCUUCGUCUGUUUUAAUAACCCUCAAAAGGCUUGGAGCUACGUGAACUUCAAGAUUUGUCGACUCUAUACGGAGACUGAGAGUAUGCGGUCAGAGCCMCGGGCGGUGUAGGAUGAAGAGCCCGGCGCACCGCAGCAGAGACAUCGAGCGGCAGCCCGGCUACCUGAAGCCCGAGCACUGCGCCCCGCCCCCGCCCCGCAGCGGCCCGGACGCCAUGUGGUUCAUCCGCGACGGCUGCGGCAUCGCGUGCGGCAUCAUCACCUGGCUCCUGGUCUUCUACGCCGAGUUCGUGGUGGUGUUCGUGAUGCUGCUGCCGGCCAAAAACCUGGUCUACAGCCUUUUCAACGGCGUGAUCUUCAACGGCCUCGCCUUCCUCGCUCUGGCCUCUCACGCCAAGGCCAUGUGCACAGACCCGUGUUUGUAAACGCUGCAUCAGAAAGAUGGACCACCACUGUCCCUGGGUGAACAACUGCGUCGGAGAAAACAACCAGAAAUACUUUGUGCUCUUCACUAUGUACAUCGCAUUAAUAUCCCUUCAUGCUUUAAUCAUGGUGGCCUUCCACUUUGUUUUCUGCUUUGAGGCCGACUGGGCAAAGUGCAGCGGCUUCUCUCCGCCAGCAACAGUCAUCCUCCUCAUCCUCCUCAGCUUCGAGGGGCUCCUCUUCCUCAUCUUCACCGCCGUCAUGUUCGGGACUCAGGUCCACUCCAUCUGCAGCGAUGAGACGGGCAUCGAGCAGCUUAAGAAGGAGGAGAGAAGAUGGGUCAAAAAGUCCAAAUGGAUGAACAUGAGGGUGGUGUUCGGCCACCCGUUCUCGAUAGCUUGGCUCAGCCCGUUCGCCACGCCCGACCACGGCAAGGCAGACGUGUACCAGUACAUAGUGUGAACCCRAACCCAUCACGACCUGGACAUGAACUCAUUUUAACCGCUUCCUUUUCUUUUCUACAUGAAUAUUUCAGGGGGUUUUGUUGUUAUGKUUUAUUUUUUAUUUUUCUCGGUGCUGAAUGAGACUAACAAACUGAUGCUGUACAAGAAAAAAAGCUGAGAAACUCGACAAUAAGGAGUAAAAAAUCACACCAGAAGACUGAGCUCUUUACGCUGGAGGAAUAAAWGUCUGCAGUUUGUCUGAUCAUUUCCUUUUUCAUGGUUGAAUAAUGAMGUCCAGAUGUUAUUUUUCUGUUCCAGGAGAUAAAAUCCUGGUUUUGUCUUCCUGUAAAAUUAACAUUUUCUCUCUUAAUUUGAUGUAUUUUUGUGGAUUUUUUUGCUGCAGAUGAUUUGCCUUAGAACAGCUCAUUAGUAGAUUUUAAAUUUUGUUCCUAUUUAUUGCCUUAAAGUGACAGUCCUGGUUAUAACAGGUGAUCGUUGCAACCUUACUUUUGUUUUUUGAUCAGAUUUGUUCAGAUUAUAUUUUAAAAGUUUUAUAAAUUGGUUUGUGAAAUGCUCCACAUUGUUUUGCAUGCUGUAAAAUCACAAUCAAUCACAUAUAAGGAGUUUGACCCCUCCCCCCUUUUUUUAAAGCAAUCCACUAAGAUGAAAUGAUUAGUUUGAAGUCUAACCUGUGAAAUUUUAGAACAGGUUGAGUUCAGUCAAACAGUUUCACUGUCGUCUUCAUUGUUAGUUUGAAUUUUUAGAUUAGGGACAGAAAUCCUGUCGGCUCCACGAGCUGCAUYAAUGAGAUUUUUUAUAAAAGAAAAAAAAAACAAGUGCAGUUUUCUUUUUGUAGUUUCCAGCUUUCUGUGUCCACUCCUCUUUGUCUUAAAAAAAAGCACGACUCUCUCUCUUCUCAGCCGACCGUGUCGUCGUCACAGAAACACCAAGUCAGGACCACGUGAAAUCAAAACUUUUAGUAAAUGUUUGGGAAGAAACACUAAAGGCUGACAUGGGUUAAUUAAGAUGUUAACGGCUCAGACGUCUUGACUUUGCCAAAGUUGUUGUUGUUGAUGAAUCUUUAAGCUGAGCAGGAAGUUCAGAUCUUUUAAAGUUCUGUAGAAAAGCAGUGAAGAGUUAGUAUCUUACCUGCUGUAGRUGGCYUUUUGAACAACRUCAGACGGGGAAACGGACCGAUGAGCUAACUACUACUCUGAGCRGAGCCAGAACCAAAAGGGUUCAUGCGAACACAAAUUUACACGCAUUAGUUUUGCGUUACGCAGUUACAAACUUUAUGGAUAUUUACAAACACAAAUAGCAGCAGCUAGCUGUAGCACUUAUGGAGUCUUCCAUCUGGAAUAUCUUAAUCCUAACUGUGUAAAGAAAUAAAAAWGUUUAUAAAUGUUGUAAAAUCCACCUUGGUCUGGGCUCAGGUUAGCCGUGAACUCGUUAAUCCAGUCAGGAUUAAACUAAUUGAUCUAAACUGCAAAGAGCUAUCUACAGCAGGUAAGAUAUUUAUUGUUCAUAACGGAUCUGAACUGCUAAAAUCAAUCARAACUUAAAUUAUAUCCAUAAAUAUCCCAAGUUUUAUGAUUCUAGUGGUUCACUCAGCAGGUUUUGAUUAUUUGAUGACUGGAAAAUAUUUUUUUUUCUCAGUAAACUUCACCAGCUAAGAGAGGACGGCGAGCCGCUCUGCUCUGAAUCCUCUGACCCGUACUGUAAUUUAAUGGGAUCUGUUCGUAGAUAAUCCAGUUUAUCGUGACAGUUUUGUGCCUGAAAGUUGGAGGAAAACGGUCCUGCAGAAUAAAACGUUGAGUCGCUGUCUGGUCAAAGCAGAACGUUUAAAAAAAAAACUAAAAAGGUUUCGAUUUGAGAGCCAGACGAGCUUCAGAUUGGACCUCAGAGACACUUCAGAGUAUUAAACACUAAAAACGCCUUUGCUUGUGUUUCUUAACGCCUUACUGUAUUAAAAGACAAGAUUCUGGGAGGAAACAUUUGAACAAACUUGUUGCCAAACUGAAUGUUGUAAAGAAUCACGUGGUCUUACAGGCGUUCAAAUGCUUUUAUUUUGAAAAAAAAAAUCAAGUUUUGUGGAAACGCAACAGSUUUAUAAAACCUUUACAGCUUCUGUUUGAAACAAGUUGAAAUUUGACAAAUCUCUUUUUUUAUUGUCUUAAGUGUAAAUGAAUAAAACUGCAUAAACAAACAA
This is a messenger RNA of Austrofundulus limnaeus, 3387 nucleotides long. It is a transcript of the gene zdhhc3b, whose product is annotated as zDHHC palmitoyltransferase 3b. The record is from RefSeq and is a predicted model, not a curated record. Gene Ontology annotation, molecular function: palmitoyltransferase activity. NCBI's taxonomy places the organism in Eukaryota, Metazoa, Chordata, Actinopteri, Cyprinodontiformes, Rivulidae.